Schistosoma haematobium is the source of this 2136-nucleotide messenger RNA. RefSeq names its product Dopamine receptor 4 (gene DOP4). Gene Ontology annotation, molecular function: G protein-coupled receptor activity. Gene Ontology annotation, cellular component: membrane. The transcript has a single exon. The record is from RefSeq and is a predicted model, not a curated record. Gene Ontology annotation, biological process: adenylate cyclase-activating adrenergic receptor signaling pathway. Lineage: Eukaryota; Metazoa; Platyhelminthes; Trematoda; Strigeidida; Schistosomatidae. Bases 1 to 1692 code for a protein of 563 amino acids.
AUGAACACUGAGAACUACCUAAAUGUGGAUAUAUCUCAAAAUAACACUAAUAAUAAUAUAAGUGAACAAUUACUUUCAAGUAGUAGUUCUAUAGUGGAAACUAUAACAUUUCUGGGAUUUAUUGUAAUUAUAGCCAUCACUAUUGGUGGUAAUUUACUUGUACUUGUUGCAAUCUGUACAAAACAUAAAUUGCGAAGAAAUGUUACGAAUUGUUUCAUAGCAUCCUUAGCAGCAGCAGAUUUACUAUUGGGAGCUAUUGUUAUGCCAUUCGCUGUAAUUGAUCUAUUAAGAUCCAUCCAUAAAGACUGUCUUCCCGAAAAUCAGCAAGAUCAGUAUGUUUUAUGGCCAUUUGGUCAAAUCUGGUGUGAUAUGUGGCACGCAUUUGAUGUUCUUAGUUCAACAGCUUCAAUUUUAAAUUUAUGUGCAAUUUCAGUGGAACGUUAUAUUGCUAUUUCAGACCCAUUUAAUUAUCCUUUACGUGUAACACAUUCACGAUGUAUUAUUAUGAUUAUGCUUACUUGGGUAUGCUCUAUACUAAUUUCCUUUCCAGCCAUUGCCUGGUGGCGACAUUCAAGUAAUAUGUAUAAUGUUUCUGAUAUGCAUAGUGUACCAGAUUUAGAAUGUUUAUUUUCUUCUGACAGAGUUUAUUUAUUCAUUUCUUCGUGUAUUUCAUUUCAUAUACCCUUGAUAGUUAUGAUUUUUGUUUAUUGGAAAAUAUAUCAGAAAGCAAAUGGUCUCAUUAAGACCUUUAACACAGGUAAAAGAUUGAUUUAUCGAAAAUCACUAGGUGGUGAGGCGAUGAUAUUAAGAGUGCACAGAGGCGGUAUAACUAAAACACUGCCGUCAGUCUUGCAACAGGGUGUAUUGUCCCAUAAUCCUAAUACUUCUGCCAAAGUAUCAUACGUAUCUUCUCAUGAAAUCCUCAACAAUCAAUCGCCUAUAUUGUCGCCAACAGCAAAUGAUGAUAAUAAAAAUAAUCAUGAAAUAUUAGAGUGUAAUGUAGAUGAAAACAAAAAAAAUACAAAACAUGUUAAAUUUAAUCACUCUAGAAAAUCUCAAUCAUUUGAUGAAAAAAACACUCACUGCACAUUAUUCUCUGGUUGCUACAGAACUGUAUUCAAUCGAUUUAAUGUAAACGAUUCAUUAAUACAAAAGGAUGACAAUAUAACAGCAACAUCUGGGACGCAGAAUGCAGAAGAAAGUUUGCUAUCAUCAAGAAGCUAUCUAAGUGAAAUCAAAAAACGAGUACAUCGAUUCACUAAAGAACGGAAAGCAGCUAAAACUCUUGGAAUUGUGAUGGGUGUAUUUGUGUUAUGCUGGUUACCAUUUUUUGUUUAUAACACAAUAAAAGCUGUUUACCCAUCAGUUUUAAAAACUCAAGAGAAUAUAAUUUUUCCACUUGUCACAUGGCUUGGUUAUUUGAAUUCAGGUGUCAAUCCGUUUAUCUAUGCAUAUUCUUUACGGGAUAUUCGUAAGGCAUUUCUUGAUAUUCUGUGCACACCAUGUAAAACACAUUCUAAUUGGUGUCGCACAAGGCUAAAUCAAACUAGAGAUACUUAUGUGUCACAAUAUACCGAUGAACCAACAGAUGCUUUAAAAUCUAUUAAUUGUCAGUCUACAAUGUCGCUUGCUAAUGGUUCAUCAUUAUACACAGACCACAAAUAUUCCAUGGAAUCGACAUCUUCACCGUAGCAAAAGAAUUUCUCUUUUGAAAUGUAUUCAGAUGAAAAUAAUCUACAAAAUGAAUUUUAUCAUGACAGUAAACACGAUAAUACAGAAAUUUACAGAAUUUGUGGAAUUUACUAUAAAGUCUGACAGUCUACCUUUGAGUUCAUCAGGAAAAGGAAAUUUUAUUUAAAACAUUUCAGAACCCAAAUGGUAACUAACAUCAUUUAUUAGCCAAUGUAUGAAAAACUAUUCAUAAUUUCAAUACUAAAAUAGUCCAUAUUUUAUCAACAAUAUUAUUUCUAUUUCCUAACAUUGUCACUAGAAUCCAAUACCUUAUAAAUCAUUUGUUUAAGACAAAUGUUUGUACACUGUACUCUAUUAUGUAAAAAAGUAGGUUUAUCUUCGAUCCUGUCUAUCUAUCUAAAUCUGUAAAACUACUCAAAUAAUAAAGUGAUAAGUAAACAUGUU